This is a messenger RNA of Megalobrama amblycephala (Wuchang bream), 918 nucleotides long. RefSeq names its product endonuclease domain-containing 1 protein-like. The coding region runs from base 106 to 918 and encodes 270 amino acids. Gene Ontology annotation, molecular function: hydrolase activity; nucleic acid binding; metal ion binding. NCBI's taxonomy places the organism in Eukaryota, Metazoa, Chordata, Actinopteri, Cypriniformes, Xenocyprididae. The record is from RefSeq and is a predicted model, not a curated record. The transcript has 2 exons.
CUUGUGUCUUAAACUCUAUAAAAGACAGAGUGCAUCUAUAUUCUCUACUCUCUCGCUCUCUUCUGACCCAGAGAAACUCACAGAUUCAGUGUCUGCUCUCACAUCAUGAAGCUUCUGGUGUUUCUUCUGUUGCCUUACCUCUCUCUGAGUGAGGUUGGGCAGGAUUUUAGUAAAUGCAGUCGGUUCUUUUUGAAUAAUGACCCUCCUCAGAUCACACUACCAGCGAGCGUCUCAGUCAAGCACAUCUGUCAGUGUCUUAAGGAUAACAACAAUCAGAUAAUUUAUCUUUAUGCAACUUUGUACAGCACAGCAUGGAGGAUCCCCAUCUACUCAGCGUAUGUGUUUGGGAGCCCAAAUGUUGGGAGGGCUGACCGCUGGUACAUUGAACCUCAGCUGGAUCUAGGAACUACUGCUGAGCCGUGUAUGAGUCCUCAAGAUCGCGACAGCAUUAUUAAUCAGGCUGUGAAUUGUGACUAUGAUUAUUCUGGCUAUGACAGAGGUCAUCUGUACCCGGUGCAGCACACAGACAAUCAUCUCUCCAUGCUGGCCACCUCCACCCUGACCAACGCCGCUCCACAGGACCUUUCGUUCAAUCGGGGUCUAUGGAGUGCACAUGAGGGGAAGGUUAUUAAAGAUCUGAAAGGCUGUGAUGAGGCUUAUGUGGUGACUGGUGUAGUUCCUGAAAUUAACAUAAAAAUUCCAACAAAUAACCCUAGAGUUACUGUCUCAAAGUAUUACUGGAGAGCCACCUGCUGUCUAAAGAACAAUAUGUUCACAGGGAAGGGUUACUUUGGACCUGAUAACAAUGGCGGAGUGCAGGAAUUAACAAUCGCAAAUCUACAGGCACAGCUGAGAAUAUAUUACAAUGUGAAUAAUAUUAUAAUUUUCCCAAGCCCCUUGACAGGUAGUUGUAACUAG